CCUAUUGAUCACUACACUUUAAACCAUCUUAUUUUAAUGCCUAGUACCUCGUCCGCUUCGUGUAAUCUCUUUUCUGCCCAGUAGCCAUCAAAGCGUGAAGCUUUUCUUUGGAAAUUUUCCAAUUACUUAAAAGCUACCCCGUUUACAUUAUACACGUGUAGAUUUCUCGCUAACCCGAAUCGAUGGACAGUGGCGAACUGACGUUCACCUAUUUUUAAUUCCAUUAAUCAGAUCGCACCGGAGACUUUGAUGGACGGAAGGAAAACGUCUUCCCGAUUGAAAGAAAAUACGUCAUACGCUUGUUUGCAUACGUCAGCGAUGGAUUUUCGUCAGUUGGAUUGAUGCGCGAUGACCCUGAAUAUGACCGAAUGGACACCAAAUACGAUCCCCGCUUAUUCGCGUGUUUGGAGGUAGAAUCGAACGCUAACAAAUCGAUGAAACGCUUCGACGGAUUUUACUAUGCUAUAUCCCCGCGUCUGCACGACGAAGUUCAACAAGUCCCGGAGGGGAAAAUAAUCCCAGCUGAUUUUCGCGAAGACGUUGUACUCGGAAAAGUUUCGCAUCGUCACGAAGAUACUGGAAGGACCACGUGCUCCGACUUGAACCCGAAUAUCGGAGAGUGGAAAACUUCGCGGGGAUUAAAAGCGUCCGAGUUUCGAACGAUUCCAUCUCCUACUCGCACCGGAGUUCACGGGUUUCGUGCGAAGAUACCGAAGGGUAUUUUCGCACGGUGAUGUGAAAUGUGGGGCGAUCGGAUAUCUGAGCGACGAUGGAUGGCGUGUCAUCGUUAGUGGGCUGUUUUCUAUCGCAAGAGUUACAUGCUGCAGAGGUGCGAUCUCAAUUCCCUAAUUCAUUAGCGAUCGUACGUGGACUGCACGCCAUCAGCUGCAGUAUAGCGUAUAUAAGCUGUUAUCGAUUCGGAAUAAUUUUGAACAGCUGGCACACGGUGCAUGUAGAUGAGGAAUUUCACACCCAGUCGCACUAGGUUAAUCGCAGUAGGUUAAAUUAGAAGCUAGUUAGUCGGUUUCGUUGACUCUUCAACGCUCGUUAAUCUCUCCUGCAGUUCUAAUUAGCUUAUCGAACAAGGAAGGCGUCGGUAGUUAAAGAAAAACGUGUUACGAAUCAAAAGGUCUUUCCAACAACCUCCGGAGGUAUAAAAGAAAUAAACUUUCGAGUAGUUUUUUGUCCGCUCUUCGUCGAUCCGCGAUCCAGCGACGUUAUCUCACCCGAUUCAAAGAGGAAAUAACGAGAAGAAAAUGGGAAAACUUCUCUGCGGCUACAUCGCUGUUCUCUUCGGCAUCGCGUCACCCUUUCCCCUUGACUCGGAUAUGACCGCGGGACUCGUCGACUCUGGCGUAUCUCUCGACGAAGGAAUUAUCCUCGAGGGAGACAUUAUCUCCUUGAAGACCCCUUACUCAAAAAAUCUAGUCGUCGACCAGUCAGAGCUUUGGCCGAAUAAGGUAUUCCCCUAUACAUUCAGCGGGGAAUUCAGCAACUCCCAAAAAUUCAACAUCCAGGCCGCUAUCAGAGACCUGGCCAGCCAAACCUGCGUUCAAUUUCGUGAAAGAACCAACGAGCCCACUUACGUCGUAUUCAAAAGCUUUUCCAAAAUGUGCGCGUCCGUUGUCGGCUACUCGGAUUUAAAGGAUUCCGGGGGUGCGAUGCCAAUUUACGUCUCAGCGCCCGGCUGCGAGCUGAGGGGUCAGAUUCAGCAUGAAAUUUUGCAUUCUCUGGGAUUUUGGCACGAACACACGCGACCCGAUCGGGACGAACAUGUCACGGUGCAUUGGGACAACGUGAAACCUGGAUUCCAGAGCAACUUUGAGGCAAAGACGUGGACUAAUUCCCAGACCUUGGGACUCCCGUACGAUAUCGAUAGUGUGAUGCACUACAGUGAUAGCGCAUUUAGUAGGGAUGGGUCGUCAACUCUGACACCGAUCCAUACGAAAAAUUACUGGAAUAUGGGGCAAAGAUUUCGCGUCAGCAAACUUGACAUUGCAAAACUUAAUCGGCUCUACGAUUGCGACGAUCGAUAUUACAAGGGAAGGGAUCUGACGAGAUAGUUAUUCGAAUUAUUUUAUUGAUCAAAUUACAAGAUAUAAUAUCUACAGAUCGGAUAUCCGUAAAAAGUCUAUCUACCGUAAAGUCGAUGUAAUGUUACAAAAGUCUCACAGUGGUUACCUUGAAAAAAAAAGUUUCUUUUUUUUGCCAUCCGCGCAAAUUUUAUAAACAAAAAAAAAAUAUCUCCUGGCUUCCGAUCCUCGCGUAAAAAAAGUAAAUAAA
Athalia rosae (coleseed sawfly) is the source of this 2283-nucleotide messenger RNA. RefSeq names its product hatching enzyme 1.2-like. Gene Ontology annotation, biological process: proteolysis. Gene Ontology annotation, molecular function: metalloendopeptidase activity; zinc ion binding. Bases 1257 to 2063 code for a protein of 268 amino acids. The record is from RefSeq and is a predicted model, not a curated record. NCBI's taxonomy places the organism in Eukaryota, Metazoa, Arthropoda, Insecta, Hymenoptera, Athaliidae. The transcript is spliced from 5 exons.